Messenger RNA from Phanerochaete carnosa HHB-10118-sp, 2275 nucleotides. RefSeq lists its product as uncharacterized. Gene Ontology annotation, cellular component: cytoplasm; cytosol. The record is from RefSeq and is a predicted model, not a curated record. Gene Ontology annotation, biological process: lysyl-tRNA aminoacylation. The transcript is spliced from 8 exons. Gene Ontology annotation, molecular function: lysine-tRNA ligase activity; tRNA binding; ATP binding. Lineage: Eukaryota; Fungi; Basidiomycota; Agaricomycetes; Polyporales; Phanerochaetaceae. Bases 1 to 1416 code for a protein of 471 amino acids.
AUGAGUACUUCCGCUGUGGAGACAUCGUCGGUCUUAUUGGAGUCCCGGGACGUACCGCGAUUGGCGAGCUCUCGACUGUCCCCUCAGAUGGUUCUCCUUUCCCCGGACCUCCAUCAGCUGCCGUCAGGCCCCCUCGGCCUCGAGGACUGGAAACCCCGCCACCAUAAGCGUUCCCUAGACCUCACUCUCGGCGGGGACACCGUGGCAAGGCGCAUCUUCAUCGCCCGCAACCGAAUCGCCGACUACAUCCACCGGUUCUUUGACACCCUCGGUUUCUUCGAGGUCGAGAUACCGAUGACGGGCACGAUCGCUGAUGGUGCGGUUGCGAAGCCGUUCAUGGCGCACCACGACGGCCUCGACUUCGACCUGCGCACGAGAUCGAGAGCAUGUUGCGGAACGAGGGUGGUUGACCUGACGCACAUGGUAUACGCGGACAUGUACGACAUCGUCGAAACCAUCGAGAGCCUCAUCGAAGUGCCUGACAAGCGAGAAGGCGUACGAGCCGGAGACUUGAAGCGGCCGUGGCUGCGAUACGACAUGAGGACGGUGGAGGAGAAGCUCGGGGCGAAAAUUUUGGUGGGAGAGGCGCUGCGUACGGAGGAAGCGAACAAGCUCCUGCGCGAGCACAACAUCGAGUGCAGUGAGCGCCGGACGAACGGGCGCGUGCUUGGCACAAGCUCGUCGGCGAGCUCAUCGAGCUCCUCCGCACCUUCUUCGUCUUCAUCGUCUUGUCUCCCACCGACGGGCGGGUGGGGCAUCAGUAUCAACCGUUUGAUGAAGUUCCUGACGACCGACCUUGCCAACACCAAGGAGGCCCUUCUGUUCCCUGCGAUGAUACCAACACAGACUGCGGCCGACACUGUGGGCCCUGUUGGACCCCCCUGGGCAGGCCUAAACCUCUGUGGCGUAUCCGACGUACUCGUGGACGGCAGAGACACCGCACGGAGGCCCGCAGAAAUCUUUGCGGGCUCUCUUCCCUUCUGCGGCUUGACCGCUGUUUACUCGACCACUUGGCUCAUGGCGCAGCCGCGUCUGGGCGUCGUGCGCCUCGUGCAGCAACGGCCCCGCGACUGUGUGCAGAAAGGCGUACACCUCAUGGACGCACUCUUUGGCUGCCUCGAGGACGGCGUCGAAUGCGAUGACGACGGGAAGCUGGAGGAUGAUGACUGCGAGGUUAUGGAGGAGCAGAGGGCGAAACAGAGGAAGGGCCAGGUCUUUGAAGAUGCGAUUCCGGGCGCGCGGGCUAGAAGGAGGUCGGCACGAAUGGCACCCGCCCCGAUCCUCGUUGCCGUCGGUACAAUUGACAGUACAGGCGCGACCACGUCGCUCUCCACCAUCGAACAACCAGAUCAGAUGCUCAUGUCGAUCGAAGACUUCAAGCCCGAAGAGUAUGGGCUGCUAUCUUACAACUCAUAGAUAUACAGAUGCCAUUACGAAUGUACAUACAUCAAUAAGAAUCCAACAAAGUUCAGUUAGCAAAACAAUAAUUACGAGGGGAUAUCGAGCAGAUAGGAUAGUGUAGCCAGCAUCAUGGAUGGUAUCUAGAUUUCGAAAGGCAAACAAAUCAGUCCCUGUCUUCUCUACUGCGACUCGCUGGCUCGAGAACUCACCAUCCUCAGGCUCAGGCUGUCCCUCCACCCUCUUCAUCUGUGCAUCCUGAUCCUCGCCCUCCCUUGUUCUCUUCGCGCCCUCCUUGGAGACAGCCCUCACAUCCCGGGUCCUCACACCCUUGGCACCACUGAUCUCACUAACCGAAUUCCCGCUCGACGCGCUCGAAACAUUGUCCGCGCGCACGAGCCUCUCGCCUUUCUGCGCCUUCGCCCGCUAGCGCGCGUCCUUCCAGCGCUUGAGCGCUCGUCAAACGCGUUCAACGUCGUGACCCGCCCAAGCGCACCGAGGUUGCGCGGCAACGCGAGGUAUGCGUGCAGCACGCGCAGCAGGUCCGUGCGCGGCCGGUGCGACCCCGAGUCGCUAUCGAUCGCAAACUCGUGCAGCGCCGGGUCGUGCGGCAAGUGUGUCUAGUCGAAGUGCUCGUCUUCGGUCUGGUCGUGUGCGUCGCCGGCGCGGGCGCGGUCGCGAUCGUGGGUAUCGGUGUGCGUAUUCUGCGAUGGCUCGGGCACGCCAAGCGCCGAGCGACGGGUCCUCUGCGGUGUGAUGAUGCCGCAGGGGGCGCACGAAGAGCUCGCUGCGGUACACGACCCCGAUGUCCGAGUGCAUGGUGAGCUCGCCGAGGAACUCCAUGGUCGUCUGGUCUCCAAUUUCCUGGACGUUCAAG